Vespa crabro (European hornet) is the source of this 1356-nucleotide messenger RNA. RefSeq names its product transmembrane and ubiquitin-like domain-containing protein 1. The transcript is spliced from 4 exons. The record is from RefSeq and is a predicted model, not a curated record. Gene Ontology annotation, molecular function: protein binding. The coding region runs from base 228 to 1274 and encodes 348 amino acids. NCBI's taxonomy places the organism in Eukaryota, Metazoa, Arthropoda, Insecta, Hymenoptera, Vespidae.
UUUACAACUCGUGUGUUUUAAUAUGUAGAAAGAUAAAGGCUUUUUUAAUUUUACUUUUAUUUUAUCUUUUCAAGAAGUUUGUAGUAAUUGUAUAUUUCUUUUCCUCUUUUCUCUUAAUAUUUUUCCAUAUUGCAAUAAAAAUUAUAUAUAGUGCCCUUAACCUUCAAUAGCAAUUUGGUUGCAUAAGGAAAAAUGAUUUAAACUAAUAGGAAGAUUACUAAAACAAGAUGUCUUUAAUAGAAGGUGUUGGUGAUGAAGUUACAGAUUUUUUUAUUGCUUUGAGUAUCAUAUUGGUGGCUUGGUUCGCAUGGUGUUCUACAAAUAUUGCAGAUCAACCAAUAAUACGCACAGUACUUAUAUUGCAACAUCGAACACGCACAAGUAUUACAGAAUUAAGAGCAAAUCAGAAUACCAAUACUCUUAAUCAAUCUCGUAAUUUGGAAAUAUCAGAUGAAGAUUCUAUGGAAACAAAUACUAUUGAAAGUAAUAAUUCAGAAGCAAGCUGUCCGGAAACAUCUAUUGCAGAUGUUACUGCUCCAGCAUUACGAAGAGUAGCAGAAGCUACCACUUCUGAAGAGGUUCUCAUUGAAACUAUGGAUUCCUUUAAUAAUGAAGAGACAAUAGUGUUAAAACAAUCUAAUGAGGAAAAUUCUACAGAUGAAUCUAAUAAACCCGAGUCAAUGUGUCCUAGUACAACAGGAUGUACAACUGAAAACUUGUCGACUGCCAAUGCUAAUGAAAUUACUAUAAAACUGAAAUUCAUAAAUGAUGAUCAAAAAGUAGUAACCGGAAGUCUUAAGGAAAUGCUUGGAGACUUCAAAAGGCGACAUUUUCGAGUAGAACUUGAUUCACAAAAACUGGUGCGCUUAGUAUUUAAAGGUCAAGUGCUUCAACCAGAUAGCCAAACAUUAGAACGAUGUGGUCUUUAUAAUCAUUGUGUAGUUCAUUGCUUAGUACAUCAACCACGGCCAGCUACAACAUCAUCACGGCCGCAUACAUUAGAUGAGUCAUCAAUUUAUUUCAAUCCACAGACUUUCCAAGAUCUCCCUGCGGGUAAUGGAAUCAGCUCAGUACAUAAUGAAUGGGAUUUAAGCAGGCUUUUAGUGAGCAUUUUGACUCUUAUCUUAGGUCUUGCUUGGUAUUCUCGUUACCACUAUGCGCAAUUAUUUACUGCGACAACUACACUUGCAUUAUAUGCACUCACUGCAAUAUUUACGGUUUCUUUAUUUAGCAAUUUUUUCCCUGAUCAAGAUAGCAUUAGAAAUAUUGAAUGAAUUGAUGUUACUGUCUUAUUAUUCAAACAAUUGUGUGAACAAAUUUUACCGAUUAUAAGUAAGUAAAAGAAAUGGACCUUCA